AAAAGUACCAAGAUAUUAUAUUUAUAAAUGUUGGAAAUGGUGAUUGUUUAAUAAGAGACAAUAUAAAAGCAUGGACUGAAAAUAUCAAUACUCAAGAAAUAUAUUAUAUUAUCACAGCUGUUCAAAAUGCCACUAAGAAUCUUUGCGAUGUAGUAGUGAAGUUAAGGAACGAAAGGAUGCAAAGAGAAAUGAAUAUCCCAAUUAAUGAUAUCCAAAAUGCGGAAAAAUUUCAUUAUAAUUUACCAUUUAGUAUAUUUCCUAAACUAUUACGAUUGUUCGAACCUUUAAAACAUAUCGAAAAUGUCGCUAUAAGAAAUAUCACAGAUAUGCUAAUUAAUGCAAUUAAUAUUUUAAAUGAGAUUUCUCCUCAAUUAACUAUGUCGAACGAGCUUUCUCUAUUUAAUAUAGAACAUAAGGCGCUUGAAUUAUUUCUAAAAUUUUUAAUCAAAUCACAUCUCCACGAGAUUGUGGGUUCAUUUUUAGAUCCACGUUCGAAGCCUAAUGUUACUUUACACGAGGUGCCCAAGGAAUUUAUACUAAAUAAAUGUCAAGCCUAUUAUUCACAAAUUACCUGUUCUUUUGGUAAUAAUUUGGAUAAAUCAAUACAAGAAUUAGCAAGUGAAGAAUUGGAACGCUAUAUUAGUCUUCCACGAUUUCCGUUUAGUGAAAACUUUGACCUAUAUAAAUGGUGGAAAGAUUCAAAACAUAUAUUUCCUGGUUUAGCUACUCUUGCAAAGGAAUAUUUACCUUUGGUGUCAGAUAACAAAAUUACAUUAAAUAAUCUUAAAAAAUUUUAUAGUGUUUAUCAAGAUGAAGAUACAACAAAUAAAAUAGCUUUUUUAGAUU
Dentiscutata heterogama is the source of this 846-nucleotide messenger RNA. The record is from the annotation of a GenBank genome assembly. Lineage: Eukaryota; Fungi; Glomeromycota; Glomeromycetes; Diversisporales; Gigasporaceae.